Biomphalaria glabrata is the source of this 1146-nucleotide messenger RNA. RefSeq lists its product as uncharacterized. The record is from RefSeq and is a predicted model, not a curated record. The transcript is spliced from 8 exons. Lineage: Eukaryota; Metazoa; Mollusca; Gastropoda; Planorbidae. The coding region runs from base 271 to 1146 and encodes 291 amino acids.
UAAGUGACACUCGGAACUAGGAGCUUAAACCUUGACCUCUCUCUGCUUGCUGACAAAGUUGUUUUUUGUUUGUUUUUGUUCAUGUGUCUCUUUAAUAACACAUUUGUUGCAAUAAACUUUUGUUAUUCUUUCCAUUAUGUGGACUAUUUUCCGUUGUUAAUGCUAGUAGUCUGAGUUAAAUAUAAAAUGAAAAAGUAUUACAGGUCUAAUCAUAAUUAAUUUAUAAAGCGCUAGCGCUACAUUUGUGUCUACUUUUACAGUUUGUAUACCAUGUAUUGUGUAUGUCUAGCUAGUAAGUUAUGUUUGCUUAUAACGUGCUUGUUUUUAGGGAUGAAGUAUGUUGACUGUCAGAUGUGUCAGCGUGGUCUAACAUACCACAGGCACACUCACACAUGUCUGGCUGUUUUCAACUGGCUCAAAAGACAUGAAGAAGCCGACAUCCAUUGUGCGAACAUCUCUUCAGCGGGACAUCUAGUUUAUAUACUCGACGCUGAAACAAAUGACUUUAUCACAAAUUCUUUAAUACACGAUGGUUUUUGGUAUCACAUCGGACUCAAAGAUAGAUACUCAAACGGUGUUUACAAAUGGAAUAAUGGAAUGAUUGCUAACUAUACAAAUUUUGAUGACAAACACAGACCAGACGUUUCUAGAUUUUACGUCCUGAUCAGUACAAAAGGUUGGACGGAGAAUUAUAAUUAUGCAACACAAUUUAUCUGCCAAACGUCCGCAGAAAGAAAUGAGUUUUUCUUCCUGAAUGGCUCAAUCUUUGACAAUAACACAUCGGAAACUAUUGCUUUGGACAAAAUUGUUUGGAACUGCGGAACUUACGAUGUAAAAGACCAUCAAAUAGAAUUAGUUUAUCGACAGACUGACGGGAAAACUGUAAACUUGCAAUACGUUUUCGGUAAUGAUAUGAGUCACGUGAUGUACCCAGGCUGUGACGGUUCCGGUGUCUACGUCUGCCGGAUAAUAGAUCAAGUUAACCUUAAAGUUGUUUCUUUAGAAGGCAUUCUUAAAGUCAGAUGUAACGCUACUUAUUGUAACGCAGAGGAUGCAAAUCAGAACCUUCUUGUUGAUGGCUCCACUGGCUAUACCGAGGCCAAGUUAUGUGUCUUUAUCUACCCACCACCCACCACUGGACUAUAA